AUGGAAUUGCCCGCGAAACGGCGGGCGGAGCGAAAGGAAAGCAAGAUCCAAAAUUCGAAGCUCAAGCAGUUCGGGGUGACCAGCAAAUCAUCUCAGAGGAUCUCACGAGCACCUCUAAUUGAUGAAUGGGCAGUCAAAGGCACCAAACCCAGCAACGGAGGCGUCUUCGGGGCGCAGCAGGACGGCACACCGGUCGGCACGCCCAACGGCAACUGUCGUUGCAGUGCAACUACUAACGCCCUCUCUUGCAAUCCGAGAGCCCUGAUUGGCGCCAUCUGCAUUGAUCCGAAAAAAACAUGCCAGACUCCCCAAUACGUAAAAGUCCUUCUUCUUAUCACUUGGAAAUAUCUAUUUUACGAGAAACAAUUGCUUAGUUAA
Messenger RNA from Puccinia triticina, 378 nucleotides. RefSeq lists its product as uncharacterized. The record is from RefSeq and is a predicted model, not a curated record. The transcript has 5 exons. The coding region runs from base 1 to 378 and encodes 125 amino acids. Lineage: Eukaryota; Fungi; Basidiomycota; Pucciniomycetes; Pucciniales; Pucciniaceae.